AUGAACUCCUCGCCUCCUCGUUCUUCACAAACACCAUCUCCUUCUCCUUCAGCUACUCUUUCAAAUUCAGUUAACUCCUCACCUCGUCCUUAUGUAUCACAAACUCCAUCUCCUUCUCCCUCACCCUCGAAACCAAUUGUUCCCUCAUCUCCUUCACCUUCAAAUGCCAAAAAUAACUCCCUACAUAAGAGUCCAUCACAAGGUCCAUCUCCUUCACCAUCGCCUUCAACAGAAACUCCAUCGUCUCUUUCUCCUUCACCCUCAAAGCCAAUUAUAGCUCCUCGUCCUUCCAUAUCAUCAUCUUUUCCUCCUACCCCUUCACCAUCAGCUGCCAUGAACUCCUCCCCUCCUCGUUCUUCACAAACACCAUCUCCUUCUCCUUCAGCUACUCUUUCAAAUUCAGUUAACUCCUCACCUCGUCCUUAUGUAUCACAAACUCCAUCUCCUUCUCCCUCACCCUCGAAACCAAUUGUUCCCUCGUCUCCUUCAUCUUCAAAUGCCAAAAAUAACUCCCUACAUCAGAGUCCAUCACAAGGUCCAUCUCCUUCACCAUCGCCUUCAACAAAAACUCCAUCAUCUCUUUCUUCUUCCCCUUCACCAUCUUUUGCCAUAAAUUCCUUGCGUCCGCAUUCUUCACAAACACCAUCUCCUACUUUUUCACCUUCAUCAAAACCAACUAUCUUUGCACCUCUUCCUUCUCAAUUAUCACCUUUAUCUCCUUCUCCUUCCUCAUUACUUUCUCCUAGCAAUCAUUCUCCACCAAUUAAAUCAAGCCCAUCACCAUCACCAUCUCUUUCAUUGGAAAGUCCAUCAUCUCCACCUGUCCCUAAAAGUUCACCGCCUCCCCCAUCAACAUCCACACCUCCACCACCUAGCCCAAGAAUUCCAUCACCACCUCCACCAUCAACACCUAAACCCCCUCCACUAAAUGCUCCCCCUCCACCAUCCCGACAUUCAAGAUGCAUCAAAUUUUUUAUCUUUAGAAUUUGCUUCUGA
Neltuma alba is the source of this 996-nucleotide messenger RNA. Its product is annotated as vegetative cell wall protein gp1-like. NCBI's taxonomy places the organism in Eukaryota, Viridiplantae, Streptophyta, Magnoliopsida, Fabales, Fabaceae. Bases 1 to 996 code for a protein of 331 amino acids. The transcript has a single exon. The record is from RefSeq and is a predicted model, not a curated record.